CGGCCGCGCCUUGCCAACCUCUUCAGCCACCUGGCGUCCGGGAGGGUGUGCUUCCGAGCUCAGCAAUAUCGUCGUCUCGUGAGCCCGUGCAGGGGCAGUGACGCGGCCGCUGCUCUGUCGACGAAGGCAUGCUGCUUACCUAGCGGCGCCAGAGGAUGGUGAGAGAGCCAGUGAAGCGUGGGAGCAUGGAUGCAUGAGUUUCUUUGUCGCCCACUGCCGCUCGCCGGCCGCCGCUUCACAACGCUUCCCCAGCCAAAAGCUGGUAGCGAGAAGGUAGAGUCGCACCGUCCGGCCGAUGGCAGGCUGCCCAUUCCAGAAAAUGCUAUGACACAAGACGCAUUGGGUUACACUCCCUCCUGCUGGCCACUGCUUGGUUCUGCCCAGCCUCAACAGCUCGGGCCGUUGGAACGCCUGCUAGUGCCGUCUCUCGCCCUUCGUUUGCACUUGCUGACCUCUGCUUCUUAGUAAUCGGCUCCAUGCUUCACUCUGCGUUCGACCCACCGUCUCCCGCGCGCGGCUUGGGACCGAGGGGCAGCGGUUCCGCGGUCGGCGGCAACGGCCCAACGUCGCCGCACAAACCUCGAGGCUCAGGGCAGCGCGUGCUCCUGUUUCCGGCAAACAUGGCGGGCAGCUGGCGGGCAGCUCACGGCCGGCAGCCAUCCGAGAGCGAAUGCGACGCUCUCGGCGCGGUAGAACGUGCAGCAGCCCGGCCGGGGGGGCCUCAGAUCAGCCCACGAACCGCUGGCCCGUGCCUGCGCCGCUGCGGCAAACUGUCGACAUGGCGAAGAAGGCAGCCUGCUGCUCUGCCACGGCCUAGCUGGGGGCCAGAGAACGAGGCGUCGGUGGACAGCCGCCCUGUGACCGUCGGCCAUGUGAUUGCCGCCAGUCUCGGCCCAUCUUCUCGCCGACUCGACCGUCCGCCUGCUCCUUCGGGCGCCCGCUCCUCCUCCGCCAUCACCGUGGCCAUCGCCUCUCCGCAAUCUCCAGCGUGGAUGUGCCGCCUCCCGCAUGGCCGGCACCUCAUCAGGCGAAAACGCCACAGUGCCGCAGCCGCUGCAUCCUCUAUUGAUCUGACACCCCUUAUCGUCAGCCGCUCGCGCACCGCACGUCAACUCCUGCCGCGAACCAGGUAGGAUCGCACUUCAACCCCCGUCCCUCACUUCUAGUCUGCCCCUUUCGGCCAAAUUCUGGUUUCA
Molecule: messenger RNA, 1196 nt
Organism: Mytilinidion resinicola
Lineage: Eukaryota; Fungi; Ascomycota; Dothideomycetes; Mytilinidiales; Mytilinidiaceae
Exons: 1
Coding region: 477-1133 (218 amino acids)
Source: RefSeq, a predicted model, not a curated record